UUUCUAUUUCCUCUUUCUCAAGUUCUGUGGCUACAUUCGUUCCUCCGAUCGUCCACUUUUUCCUAUAUGAGAGUUUCGGAACUACUCGGUGCGGUUGUUCAGAGAUUAAUCCGUGUUCCAUACUAUCUGAUCACAACAAUUAUACUUUUGUUCAAUCAACUAGUUAAGCUUUAUUAUAUCUUGAACCCUUUCGGGACGAAUCAACGUAGUUCAAUGGCAUGGGGAAGCAUUUACAAGAGACGAAUGAAGGUUUUUACGUUGGCGUUUAUGAUAUACCUUGAUUAUAAGGCGGUGCAACAAAGAGAGAAAUUGACGAAGAGAUCUAAACGAGAUGGUUUGUGGGAGAAAGCACAUGAGCGGAAUGCUAAACGUGUGCUUAAGUGUAUAGUGGAAUUGGAAGGUUUGUGGGUGAAAUUGGGACAGUAUUUAUCUACUCGUGCGGAUGUGCUUCCUGAUGCAUACAUACGCCUUUUGAAACAGUUACAAGAUUCUCUUCCUCCUCGCCGUUUAGAAGAGGUUCGUCAAACUAUAGAGAAGCAGAUGGGUCAAUCAAUGGAUGAUUUGUUUAUAAAUUUUGCCGCUGUACCUUUAGCAACAGCUUCGAUAGCUCAAGUUCACCGUGCAACUCUACGUGACGGGCAGGAGGUGGUUGUUAAAGUUCAGCAUGAGGGCAUCAAAACAAUUAUCUUGGAGGACUUGAAGAAUGCAAAGUCAAUAGUCGACUGGAUAGCUUGGGCGGAACCCCAAUACGAUUUCAACCCUAUGAUAGAUGAAUGGUGCAAGGAAGCACCUAAAGAAUUAGAUUUUAACCAUGAAGCUGAAAAUACUAGAAAAGUCUCUAGAAAUCUAGGCUGCAAAAGUGAAGACCGUGACAAAAAACCUGAAGAUGUGGAAGUAUUGAUACCAGAAGUUAUUCAGUCUGCUGAGAAAGUCCUCAUUCUAGAGUAUAUGGACGGUGUACGUUUAAAUGAUUCUCAUGCCUUAGAAGAACUUGGUGUCGACAAACAAAAGCUUGUUGAAGAAAUUACACGCGCAUAUGCACAUCAAAUUUAUGUUGAUGGAUUUUUUAAUGGUGAUCCUCAUCCAGGUAAUUUUCUUGUUAGCAGAGAACCUCCCCAUCAUCCAAUUUUGCUCGAUUUUGGACUUACAAAGUUGCUUUCAAGCUCCGUGAAACAUGCCUUGGCAAAAAUGUUUCUGGCAGCUGCUGAGGGCGAUCAUGUGGCGCUUUUGUCUGCAUUCGCUGAAAUGGGGCUUAAGUUGCGCCUGGACAUGCCUGAACAGGCUAUGGAGGUUACAAAUGUGUUCUUUCGGGCGACUACUCCAGCAACCGAAGCCCUUGAAAAUGUUAAAACUUUGGCAGAGCAAAGAGCAAAAAAUCUGAAAGUGAUGCAGGAAAAGUUAAAACUUGACAAGAAAGAAGCUAAACGCUUCAAUCCUAUUGAUGCUUUUCCAGGAGACAUUGUCAUUUUCUCAAGAGUCCUUAAUCUGCUCAGAGGGCUUUCCUCCUCGAUGAAUGUUCGCAUAAGUUAUCUAAAUAUCAUGAGACCUUUUGCUGAAUCUGUUCUCAAAAGCGACAUGAACAAUGGACCAUCCUCGAAUGCAAGAUGGUUAUAUGACAGUCCAGUACAUUCUGAUGUAGAGGCAAAGCUGAGGCGCUACUUGGUUGAAUUAGGAAUUACGGAUAGAAUACUUGGAAUCCAGGUUUGUGCAUACAAAGACGGGCAAGUGAUUAUUGAUACUGCAGCUGGAGUGCUGGGGAAAUAUGAUCCUCGUCCAGUUCAGCUUGAUAGCUUAUUUCCUGUAUUUUCAGCAACUAAGGGUGUUACAGCGGGAAUGGUACAUUGGCUAGCUGAUAAAGGGAAACUGAAGCUUGAUGAAAACGUUGCAAACAUAUGGCCAGAGUUUGGUACAAACGGAAAAGAUGAAAUAAAGGUCAAUCAUAUACUUAAUCAUUCAGCUGGGCUGCACAACGCUCUAGCCAGCAUCUCUGAAGAAGAUCCAAUGUUAUUUUGUGAUUGGGAUGAGUGCCUAAAACGCAUUGCUAUGGUUGAACCUGAGACUGAACCUGGUCGUGAACAGUUAUAUCAUUACAUGUCAUAUGGUUGGCUAUGUGGUGGAAUCAUUGAGCAUGCAUCUGGGAAGAAGUUUCAGGACAUUCUUGAGGAAACUUUUGUUCGCCCACUUAAUGUUGAAGGCGAGCUUUAUAUAGGGAUUCCUCCUGGUGUGGAAUCUCGACUUGCAACUCUCACAAUCGAUAUGAAUGAUCUUAGUAGGCUACCCCCACAAGCUGAAAUCACAAGGAGCAGCUCGGUCGCCACCACCUUGCCUUCAUCAUUUAAUUUUAGCAUGGUUGCAGGCGCUACUCCGUUAUUUAACACCCUCAAUGUUCGCCGUUCAAUCCUACCUGCCGCCAAUGGACACUUCUCUGCUCGUGCAUUGGCACGCUACUAUGCUGCCCUUGUGGACGGCGGUAUUGUCCCUCCCCGCCAUCCCUCUUCCUUGGUACCACUUGGAAGCCACCCUCACCGCCCCUUGUUUCCUUCCAAGAAAAACUCUGCUAACCGGAGAGAUGGAAUAAAAAAAGAAUCAAACGGAUCCACCAGCCCAAAAUCUGAUCUUUACAUCAGAAUACCGGAAAUGGACGAUACAAGUGAUGAAGUUGACACUAAAAUCUUUACAAACCCUAAAGUGAAACUUCACGAUGCCUUUUUGGGACGUGGAGAUUAUAAGGAUUUGAUCAUACCAGACGGGAGAUUUGGGCUGGGCUUUAAAAGGGUUAACACAACUGAUGGCUCUGUAAUAGGGUUUGGUCACUCUGGAUUAGGUGGAUCUACAGGAUACUGCGACAUAAACAAUAGGUUUGCAAUUGCUGUGACCCUAAACAAAUUGUCUUUUGGUGCUUUGACUGGGGAGAUCAUCCGGUUUGUUUGCUCAGAACUUGGGCUUCCUGUACCACAAGACUACGCCGGAUCUAGGGAAUUCGCUGAGAAACCAGUUAUUAAUUGAAGGGGCUUUAAGCUAAACCUAUUUAUACAUUACAACCAUGAGGGUAAAACUUUAUACAUGUAACAUCUUUAAACGUUUUUGAGUUGAAAUUGUCUAGGGCUCUAGGGAGCUAUACAUCUAUUGUAAAUUGAACAUAUAAGGCUAUGUCUUCCUUGCUGUCUACUUGUUAUGUCUGUAACUAAUUAUUGUAGUUGUGAUUAACACGAUCGGAAUAUGUAAAGUUGUAAAAUUUUGGUUUAACACAAAACGAUUCGGUUAUUGAUUUGUUUA
Erigeron canadensis is the source of this 3276-nucleotide messenger RNA. RefSeq lists its product as uncharacterized. The coding region runs from base 67 to 3006 and encodes 979 amino acids. Gene Ontology annotation, cellular component: Golgi apparatus; endoplasmic reticulum. The transcript is spliced from 19 exons. The record is from RefSeq and is a predicted model, not a curated record. NCBI's taxonomy places the organism in Eukaryota, Viridiplantae, Streptophyta, Magnoliopsida, Asterales, Asteraceae.